AUGUAUUGGCAAAAUCAGAGUUCUGUGGUUGAAUUCAUCCUCUUGGGCUUUUCUAGCUUUCCUGAACUCCAAGAGCAGCUCUUUGGGGUUUUCUUGAUUGUUUAUCUGGUCACCCUAGUAGGAAAUGCUGUCAUUAUCAUCAUCAUCUCCCUGGAAAAGAGCCUUCACGUUCCCAUGUACCUGUUCCUCCUGAACUUGUCUGUGGUAGAUGUGAGUUUCAGUGCGGUCAUUAUGCCUGAGAUGCUGGUGGUCCUCUCCACUGAGAAAGCAUCGAUUUCAUUUGUGAGCUGUUUUGCACAGAUGUAUUGCAUUCUGUUUUUUGGUGGGACUGAGUGUUUUCUCCUGGGGGCAAUGGCUUAUGACCGAUUUGCUGCAAUCUGUCAUCCUCUGAGCUACCCAGUGAUUAUGAACAGAAGGGUUUUCAUGAAAUUAGUAAUGUUCUCAUGGGCCUUAGGUUUCAUGCUAGGUACUGUGCAAACAUCAUGGGUGUCUAGUUUUCCCUUCUGUGGCCCCAAUGAAAUUAAUCAUAUCUCCUGUGAGACCCCCCCAGUGCUAGAGCUUGCAUGUGCAGACACCUUUCUGUUUGAAAUCUAUGCAUUCACCGGUACCCUUUUGAUUAUCAUGGUUCCUUUCUUGUUGAUACUCUUGUCUUAUAUUCGCAUUCUCUUUGCCAUCCUGAAGAUGCCAUCAACCACUGGGAGGCAAAAGGCCUUUUCCACCUGUGCCUCCCAUCUCACCUCAGUUACCCUCUUCUAUGGCACAGCCAAUAUGACUUACUUACAGCCCAAAUCUGGCUACUCCCCAGAAACCAAGAAGCUGAUGUCAUUGUCUUACUCACUUCUUACACCUCUCCUGAACCCUCUGAUCUACAGCUUGCGGAACAGUGAGAUGAAAAGAGCUUUGAUGAAGUUAUGGCGAAGAAAAGUGGAUUUACACCCAUUCUGA
Manis pentadactyla (Chinese pangolin) is the source of this 945-nucleotide messenger RNA. RefSeq names its product olfactory receptor 10A6. Gene Ontology annotation, biological process: G protein-coupled receptor signaling pathway. Gene Ontology annotation, cellular component: membrane. Bases 1 to 945 code for a protein of 314 amino acids. Lineage: Eukaryota; Metazoa; Chordata; Mammalia; Pholidota; Manidae. The transcript has a single exon. The record is from RefSeq and is a predicted model, not a curated record. Gene Ontology annotation, molecular function: G protein-coupled receptor activity; olfactory receptor activity.